AUGCAGUCGGCCACUCAUCCUCGCCUCCAUGUUCGGGACAUGCGUGAUGCCCAUACAGUUCUAGAAGCUGUUCGACUCGGCAUAUUAAGACCAGUCACUCGCAGACUCAAUGAAAUGGAACGCUCCAUGCACAUCCGCUCUGGAGCGAUCUUUGUUUGGGAGGAGAGUGAUGAAGAAGUCGGCCUCAAACGAUGGACAGAUGGUCGGGUGUGGAGUCAGUCAAGAAUGCGAGAGCCCUAUCUCUUCUACGACGAGAAGUUACCAGGCGAACAAGACGUAGAGCCUCCCAAGUCGCCAACGUACCGUUUCGUUGACGGUGUUAACCGCGGCACACCGGUAUCAUCUGCCAUGUCGCAUCAUGAUCGUAGUCCUCGUCUCCCGGCUGGAUUGAUCAAGCAGGCCUAUUCAGCAUGGGUCAUCGUGUCCCCAGGCGCGCGACCAAGAAAAUGGCACUUGACCGCGUACUUCACAUACGCCGACCUGCAAAAUAUACCAACCCCCGACAGAGAUCCCAUGCUGAGAGGAAUCAAUGUACCACCAGGGAUAUAUCGUAGCGGAAAAAUCAGAUCAAAAAGCGGCGACGAAGAUAGCAUGCCCGAAUACAGCGCGUUACCGCCUACAACGCCGCCUGGGCCGAGUCGUGCUACCUCUUAUCCAAAUGACCGCGUGUUGCCAUCGUUGCAGUCAACGGUCGGAAAUCAUGGAGGUCCUCCUAUGAAUCCGCCGAGGCAUGGGAUGAGGUUGCCAGAGGACCAGCGGUUGAUAGAAAUGCUGAAUUCGCGGCUAGUGUUAUAA
Messenger RNA from Pleurotus ostreatus (oyster mushroom), 795 nucleotides. RefSeq lists its product as uncharacterized. The record is from RefSeq and is a predicted model, not a curated record. Gene Ontology annotation, molecular function: DNA binding. Lineage: Eukaryota; Fungi; Basidiomycota; Agaricomycetes; Agaricales; Pleurotaceae. Bases 1 to 795 code for a protein of 264 amino acids. The transcript is spliced from 4 exons.